This is a messenger RNA of Galdieria sulphuraria, 721 nucleotides long. RefSeq names its product histone H4. Gene Ontology annotation, cellular component: nucleosome. Bases 68 to 379 code for a protein of 103 amino acids. Gene Ontology annotation, molecular function: DNA binding; structural constituent of chromatin; protein heterodimerization activity. The record is from RefSeq and is a predicted model, not a curated record. Gene Ontology annotation, biological process: nucleosome assembly. Lineage: Eukaryota; Rhodophyta; Bangiophyceae; Galdieriales; Galdieriaceae. The transcript has a single exon.
UCUCUCUGAUCAUCGCAUUGUUUCUUUGUGAAAAUUUGAUUGUUCGUAUUUUGAUCUUGUUGCAGAUAUGACAGGUCGUGGUAAAGGUGGUAAAGGUUUGGGAAAAGGCGGUGCAAAGCGUCAUCGUAAAGUUUUGCGAGACAAUAUCCAAGGAAUUACCAAGCCAGCUAUACGUCGUCUUGCCAGAAGAGGUGGAGUGAAGAGAAUUUCGGGCCUCAUCUACGAAGAAACGCGCAACGUUCUUCGUGUUUUCUUAGAAAGCGUUAUUCGCGAUGCAGUUACCUAUACUGAGCAUGCACGUCGCAAAACAGUAACUGCAAUGGAUGUCGUAUAUGCUCUGAAACGUCAAGGUCGGACACUUUACGGAUUUGGAGGAUAAAUCUGUUUUCAACAAAGGGUGUUUUUGAACACCUUUCAUCGAUGGAACUUGUCCUCUGUUUAGUUUAUCUUACAAAAAAAUGGAUCCUAUUUCAAUUGUAGAUUUUCAAAAGAAACAAGCUACCGUCCUGUUGUUUCUUGUAUAAUUGUACAGUUGUGAAUAGUGUGUGAUAGGUUUGAAUGAUUGUGUUCAUUUGAAACAAAAAAAGGACGACAAAUAAUUCGUCAAAAAGAAAUGCUAGAUAAUUAUGCGACUCUUUGUAUUUUCUUUCUUUCUGAAUAAAUGUAUGUAGUACCUUGUUAUUCCUAGGACUGCAACUACAAUACUGAUGUGUUUAUAUUU